Messenger RNA from Onthophagus taurus, 622 nucleotides. Lineage: Eukaryota; Metazoa; Arthropoda; Insecta; Coleoptera; Scarabaeidae. The record is from RefSeq and is a predicted model, not a curated record.
AGUCAGUUGCCUACCAUACAACUCACAGCCUACUUAACAUCUUAAGGCGAUAUUCUUUUAGGCGUGGUAUUUAAAGCUGAUUCACCUCAUUUUUAAUCAACAAAGUUUUAACAAUGUUUUUUGAACAACACCGAGUUAUAAUUUCAACAAUUUUAGUGGGAUUUUUAAUCGAAAAUUCUUUAGCAAUAAAUUGUUAUCAAUGCGCCAGCACCAACACAACCAGCCCAUUCCAAUGCAACGAAUACCUCAAAGACGCCGAUAUUUUAGCCGAAUCUUGCGAUGGAGUCCACGGAGCUCGGUACUGUGUUAAACACACAGGGAGGUUCGAAGGAGGAAUUGGGACGAAACGGUUUUGUUCGUCGCUCGAUUUGGGUAAUUAUUGCAACUUUGUGCAACAACCUGGUGAUAAAUUGCAGUAUCGAACUUGUAUUUAUACAUGUACGAGAGAUGGUUGUAAUUCUGGGGAGAAAAUGAGAUCGAAUUUGGUGAUUUUGGGCAGCAUUUUGUGUUUAAUUCACGUCUUGUAUUUUAGAUAGAUUAGAUUUAUUAUUUUUUUUUAUCUUUUGAAAAUGUAUACUUUGAACUUAAAAGAGAAUAAAGAUGUUUGUAAAUAUAAAUAAUA